Messenger RNA from Peniophora sp. CBMAI 1063, 1041 nucleotides. The record is from the annotation of a GenBank genome assembly. NCBI's taxonomy places the organism in Eukaryota, Fungi, Basidiomycota, Agaricomycetes, Russulales, Peniophoraceae.
AUGGGCAAAUCAGACGGUGUCUUCGCCAUUCGCGUAGGAAGGCAGACAGGGAUAUUUGAUACAUGGGAAGAAUGCAAAGCGCAUACGCAUGGUUAUCCGGGCGCCCAGUUCAGGAAGUGGCCCACCCAUGCGGCGGCACAAGCGUACCUAGAUGAAUUUCAUAAAUCCGCUGGAAAUGUGUUUCCCGUCAAACCACCCUCCACAACGCGCGCUACUGCAAAUGCUCGUGUUUCUGCAGCACCAUACUCGAUUCCCAAUAUGGCGUCAAAGUCCAGCGCGAAGCCGGAUGUGUCCACGGUCGAUGAUGGCCAGGACCUCGCGGACGCGCAGUCGGAUGCUAUCGUGGUGUAUACUGAUGGCGCGAGCAAGAAUAAUCAGGACGCCGCGUCUCGUAUUGCGGGCUACGGCGUACACUGGGCUCGUGGACGACCCUCCAAUAUCGAAGGCGACAUCGCUGCAAGAUGUCCUGGAUUAGGUCAGACCAACAACAUCGGGGAGCUACUGGCAAUCAUACGCACACUUGAACUCACCCAGGAUGACCCGCGGCCCUUACGGAUAUACUCGGAUUCAAAAUACAGCAUCGAUUGCUUCGGUUAUGUGAAGGGCUGGUCUGCAAGAGGGUGGAAGAAGAGUGACGGCGGCACGAUUGCAAACGUCGAAAUGAUCAAGUACAUGGAUGCUCUUAGGCGCCUACGAGGCAUACGAGGUUGGGAAUUCAAGAUCGAACACGUCAAGGGUCAUGCAAGUUCGGUCGGGAAUAACACCGCUGAUAGUCUGGCGAAUCAAGGGUGCCUGCUCCCACUCGACAGCGCCGAACCAGACUGGGUCGCGAAGUGGGAGGCGAUCGAGGCGCUUAUUGACGCUGAGACGCGGAGCAAGGGUCGCCCGGUCGAACUGCAUACGACGGUGAAGGAAGAUACGGAUGGAGCUUCGCUUGUCACCAAGUCUGCGGAGGUGUCUACUUCUUCCGGUUUAGAUGACUUCUCGGACAUUCCCCUUCUCAGCAAUAAUGAAUUGCUCGAAGAACUGGCGGCUGCGUGA